Aspergillus glaucus CBS 516.65 is the source of this 751-nucleotide messenger RNA. RefSeq lists its product as uncharacterized. The transcript has a single exon. Bases 215 to 445 code for a protein of 76 amino acids. Lineage: Eukaryota; Fungi; Ascomycota; Eurotiomycetes; Eurotiales; Aspergillaceae. The record is from RefSeq and is a predicted model, not a curated record.
ACGUUGAUCGCUCCCCAGGCCUUUUUCAAUUUGGGCCAUUUGGUAGGUUGGUUGGUUCGAAUAUCAUUCUGCACCUUCUCCAUCGCCUUUGGCAUCUUACUAAAGCUUCGUCUCAAACCUCCUAUCUUCUUGAAUGCCGCGGGUAGGGAAUUUCCGAAAUAGCUUGGCGUGCUGAACAUCUGAUUCGCCAAUUCCUGUGUCGACGAGACCUCAAAUGCCUGGUAAAGGCCGUUUAUAUCUGUCGUGCUUGGAGUCCAUCAGAAAUAGGAUCAUUGUCUUGCAAUCGUUGAAGAAAGCUCGUGACGCAUUGGGAGUGCUAUGGCUUUGUCUCUCACCCCCUUCCACAGCUUUAUGUCAUAGUCCGUUCCAUCUUUUGUUCACUCAACACCAUACAAUGCUGGUUAACGAGGUCCUAUCCGGAUCUGCUCUUGUCAGCUGCGGAUGAUAUCCUAGGGGCUGUUGCAGAACAUACAUAACAGACCAGGCAAGUGUGUCUAGCACGUCAUUGUCAAUUGGAGCAUCGUGUAAUUGCUUGGCCCAGUUGUGCUCGGGGUCGUCAAUAUAAUCCUGGAAGUUGGGCAAUUUUGCUGUAGCGUGCUUGAUGAAAGAUGGAGCAUGCGCAAUGGAUACCAACUCAUUGAAGUCGUCGCUUCGAGCCAGACACUUUGUAUCCUAGAUCCAACUUUGCCAGAGCCUGUAUAACUUUCGUGACAAGGUCGUCCAUCUUUUUCCGCUUUAGUUUACUUCGAUC